AUGGAGGUGCUCAGGGCGUCCCUCCGGCACUUGGCCUUGCAGAUGUCGACCUACAAGCGAGCGACGCUGGACGAGGAGGGGCUGGUGGACACCCUCGAGGAGGACGAGGAGGCGGCGGGGGCGGGGGGCUACCCCAACGGGAUCCAGGUAAAUUUCCAUGGUGCGGGUGGCAGGAAGAGCUGCUGGGUGGAGCGGACUCGCCUGGAGAGGUGCCUGCUGGCCCUGGCGGGGGCUCUGGCACUAAGCCUCCUGCUCUGCAUCUCCAUCCUGCUGUUCCAGUACCAAAGCCGGCCGUGUCUGACUGAGUCCUGCAUCUCGGUGACCAGCGCCAUCCUGAGCUCUCUUGACCAGACGGUGGACCCUUGUGAGGACUUCUUCCGCUACGCUUGUGGCGGCUGGAUCAAGAGCAACCCACUGCCUGAUGGCCACUCCCGCUGGGGCACCUUCAAUAAGCUCUGGGAGCACAACCAAGCGGUCAUGAAGCAUCUUCUGGAGAACACCACGGGCAGCAUGCUGGACGGGGCAGAACACAAAGCGCAGCAUUACUACCAGUCCUGCAUGAAUGAGACCAAGAUCGAGGAGCUGAAGGCGGAACCCCUGAUGGACCUGAUCCGGAAGCUGGGAGGCUGGAACGUCACUGGCCCCUGGGAGGAGGACAGCUUCAACCAGACCCUGCUGUCGCUGGCCGCCCACCACCACAUCUCCCCCUUCUUCUCCCUCUACGUCAGCGCCGACUCCAAGAACUCCAGCAGCAACAUCAUUCAGGUUGACCAGUCGGGCCUGGGUUUGCCUUCCAGGGAUUACUAUCUGAAUAAAACCCAGAAUGAGAAGGUGCUGGCUGGCUACCUGAACUUCAUGGUGCAGCUGGGCAUGCUGCUGGGGGGUCAGGAUGAGGCCGCUGUUCAGCAGCAGAUGCAGCAGAUCCUGGAUUUUGAGACCACCUUGGCCAACAUCACCACCCCCCAGGAGAAGCGUCGGGACGAGGAGGCCAUCUACCACAAAAUGACUGCUGGAGACCUGAAGAGUCUGGCUCCCGCUGUCGACUGGCUGCCCCUCCUCAAUGGCGUCUUCUACCCGGUGGAGAUCAACGAGUCGGAGCCGGUGGUGGUCUACGCCAAAGAAUACCUCGAGCAAGUCUCCCACCUCAUCCUCACCACGGAUAAGUGCCUCCUGCACAACUAUAUGAUUUGGAACCUGGCGAGGAAGACGGGCAGCUUCCUGGACCGGCGCUUCCAAGACGCGGAGGAGAAGCUCAUGGAGACUGUGUAUGGGACCAAGAAGGUGUGCCUGCCGCGCUGGAAGUUCUGCAUCAGCGACACGGACAACAACCUGGGCUUCGCGCUGGGAGCCAUGUUUGUGAAGGCCACCUUUGCCGAGGACAGCAAGGCUGUAGCACAGGAAAUGAUUACAGAGAUCAAGGCGGCCUUUGAGGAGAGCCUGUUGAGCCUGCAGUGGAUGGACGAAGAGACCAGGAGAGCAGCCAAGGAGAAGGCGGACGCCAUCUACGACAUGAUUGGCUACCCCAAGUUCAUCCUGGACCCCAAAGAGCUGGACAAAGUCUUUGCAGAUUACAACGCUGUGCCUGACCUCUACUUUGAGAAUGUCAUGCAGUUCUUCAACUUCUCCGCUCGCGUGGCAGCUGACCAGCUCCGGAAGCCCCCGAAUCGUGACCAGUGGAGCAUGACGCCCCCAACCGUCAACGCCUACUACUCCCCUACCAAGAACGAGAUUGUCUUCCCAGCAGGAAUCCUGCAGGCUCCCUUCUACACCCACAGCUCCCCCAAGGCACUCAACUUUGGUGGCAUUGGUGUUGUGGUGGGCCAUGAAUUGACUCAUGCCUUUGACGAUCAAGGCCGUGAGUACGAUAAGGGCGGCAACCUCCGCUCGUGGUGGAAGAACUCCUCGGUGGAGGCUUUCAAGCAGCAGACGGCGUGCAUGGUGGCCCAGUACGGCAACUACUCCAUCAACGAGGAGGCCGUCAACGGCAGGCACACUCUCGGGGAAAACAUCGCCGACAACGGGGGGCUCAAGGCUGCCUAUCGGGCCUAUCAAAACUGGGUGAAAAAGAAUGGGGAGGAGGCGACUCUGCCGGCCCUCGGCCUCACCAGCCCCCAGCUGUUCUUCGUGGGCUUUGCCCAGGUCUGGUGUUCUGUGCGGACCCCCGAGAGCGCCCACGAAGGGCUCGUCACCGAUCCUCACAGCCCCUCCCGCUUCCGAGUCAUCGGCACCGUCUCCAACUCGAGGGCGUUCUCUGAGCACUUCGGCUGCCCUGUGGGCUCCCCCAUGAACCCCCGACGGAAGUGCGAAGUCUGGUGACUUCCGUGUCCAGGGAGGCAGAGCGCCUGGCGGA
Messenger RNA from Euleptes europaea (tarantolino), 2350 nucleotides. It is a transcript of the gene ECE1, whose product is annotated as endothelin converting enzyme 1. The record is from RefSeq and is a predicted model, not a curated record. NCBI's taxonomy places the organism in Eukaryota, Metazoa, Chordata, Lepidosauria, Squamata, Sphaerodactylidae. Gene Ontology annotation, cellular component: plasma membrane. The transcript has 17 exons. Gene Ontology annotation, biological process: peptide hormone processing. Bases 1 to 2316 code for a protein of 771 amino acids. Gene Ontology annotation, molecular function: metalloendopeptidase activity.